GAAUCAGUCAACGGAUCAGUGGUAUACAGAAAUUUUGAAACUACAACUAGAACUGAAUUGGAAAUACUUAUAAUCUUUCGCAGCGCUACUUCGGAUUCUACUAAAUGUGUCGUCCUGCUAUUUUUCCAGAAGACGCAUAAGCGCAAAAUUCGAAGGUGUUAAUUUUCAGACAAUCGACUUUGUUCGGAAGACAGAAACGACAGAAAAAAGAUGAAUCGAAAUGCUCACCGUGACCGGCCAGCAGCCCGGGAGCGUAGCCGUAGCGUGCAGAAGCGACGGCCGUCUGCGGGUGGUCCGCAACAGGACAUGUUUAAGAACGGCGACCGCACACUGCGCAUCCGCAAUCUGUCCCGCAACGUGGAGGAGCCGCACUUGCGCGAAAUUUUCAAAGCCUACGGAACCGUAAAAAGGGCACUGAUCGGGCGCGACCAGAAAUGCAACGUCAAUCUCGGGUACGGUCUCGUCGAGAUGUAUGGAAGCGUCAGGUUUGAAAUCGACAAAGUUGAAAUGAUUUAUCAUGCAUAAAAUGGAUGCCAGUUGCAACCCAGGUUGCAAGUGGCGCAUGACAAAUUUGGUUGGAGCCGAAAUCCAGUUUGUCAUGCUGCUUCGGCACAGAAGAUAGCUUUUGUCAUGCUACUUUAGCAGCUCUGUCCCAAACCCUAAACAGGCUCACAAUCGGCCUCACUUGCCAUCCCUGCAACACAGGCACUUCAUGCUUUGCAUUUUAUGCAUGACAAACCAUUUCAACUUUGACGAUUUCAAUCCUGACACAUCCAUAAGAUGGCAACCUUCAAGGAGGCGGAGCAGGCGGCGGAUUGUUUUCACGGCGGCUGGAUCGAUGGUAAGGAGGUGGCCGUCACCAUUGCAGAUCCGGACGCCGGGCGUGCCGGGACCGACAGCGACAAAAAUCAGGUAGCGUCGAAAAAGGACGUCACCAACAAGCCAGGGCGCGCCGCAGGGGCCUCGACAAGAGGUGGGGGCACGACUUCUACGGCGAAAAAUACUAAAGCCGCCGCCAAGCAAGCAGCAGCCCGGGGCAAGAAGGUGCAGCGGAAGCAAGUCGUGGAGUCUUCCUCAAGUAGCGAGUCAGACAGCGGCAACAGUUCCUCGUCCAGCGGAGAAGCAAAUUCCUCCUCCUCAGAAGAGGAGGAGGAAAACUCAUCGUCCUCGGAGUCAGAAGAGUCAGUGCGACCCAGAAAGAAAAGGGCUUGAUGAAGACAUGUCGAUGGUGUAGACGUAGCCUCUGCAUUUGUCUUCCAUGUGAUUUUUUUAGCAGAUCGGAUUACUACAAUCGCCACUGGGUUUAUCGUGGGGGUGCAACUGCUUUCUCCAUCUCCGGUAGCGUAAGUCGUGCCGGACUAAAGUAGUCGUGUCAUUCAAAGGUCGUGAAAACAAGGACAGGAGAUGAUAUUCGAGGGGAGCCUCACUCUUUGUGGAGGCAAGAGCGCCUUCUUCAAUAGGGUGAACUUUACAAAAGCGACAAACCAUCAAUGAAACACCGCACAAGCAUAAGAGUUAUCUUGAAAGGUGAACUGGAAAACUUCGCUUUUCG
This is a messenger RNA of Amoebophrya sp. A120, 1552 nucleotides long. Lineage: Eukaryota; Dinophyceae; Syndiniales; Amoebophryaceae. The record is from the annotation of a GenBank genome assembly.